Molecule: messenger RNA, 498 nt
Organism: Panicum virgatum (switchgrass)
Lineage: Eukaryota; Viridiplantae; Streptophyta; Magnoliopsida; Poales; Poaceae
Exons: 3
Coding region: 40-498 (152 amino acids)
Source: RefSeq, a predicted model, not a curated record
CGGCGGAACAGUGGCGCCGGAAUAGGUGCCAUCUCAGCUAUGGAAGAAGGGCUGCGCUGCGAAGCCCUACCCGGCGACGGCCACGCCGCGGACGGAGCAGAAGGCAGUGACGGCCACGCCGUCGACGGAACAGCAGGCAGCGACGGCCACGCCACCGACGGGGCAGAAGGCGGCGUGCCCGCGACGUCCCUGGGCGAUCGCGAGCAAGCUAUUCUGUCGUCGUCGAUCCUCAGAUUAAAUGCUCCUUCUGCGAAUCAUGAUGUUGCUUGUGAUCGUGGAGAAGAGGAACAACAAAUACCACAUGUUGGAGCAGUGGAGAUUGAAGUACCAAAUGAGGAUGUGGUUGAUAAAUAUGCUGAGAUGGCACCUAAAGUUGGAAUGACUUUUGACUGUGAGAAAAAAGCUUAUGAGAUGUACAAUACCUAUGCUGGACUUGUUGGCUUCAGUGUUAGAAAGAGCAGGACGAAGCGCCGCAAAUCAGAUGAUAGUUUAUCUUAG